Neoarius graeffei (lesser salmon catfish) is the source of this 1428-nucleotide messenger RNA. RefSeq names its product thiosulfate sulfurtransferase-like. Gene Ontology annotation, biological process: transsulfuration. The record is from RefSeq and is a predicted model, not a curated record. Gene Ontology annotation, molecular function: thiosulfate-cyanide sulfurtransferase activity. The transcript is spliced from 2 exons. Bases 42 to 941 code for a protein of 299 amino acids. Gene Ontology annotation, cellular component: mitochondrion. NCBI's taxonomy places the organism in Eukaryota, Metazoa, Chordata, Actinopteri, Siluriformes, Ariidae.
CGAUUCUUUGCUGACUCAAACGUCAAGAGGAACCGAGUGUCAUGGCGGCUCAGGUGGAGGCUGUAGUUGGAGCUCAGUGGUUGGCUGAGGCGGUCAGAAACAAGCUCGUGGGUCCGAGUCUGCGGGUUCUGGACGCCUCAUGGUACCUCCCGCAACUCAAACGGAACGUGCGUGAGGAGUUCGCGCAGCGUCACAUCCCGGGCGCGUCGUUCUUCGAUAUCGAUGAGUGCUGCGACACCUCGUCCCCGUUCGAUCACAUGCUGCCCGCGGAGCGCGACUUCUCCGAGUACGUGGGGAAUCUGGGAAUCGGGAACGACACGCACGUGGUCGUGUACGACUGCAGCGACCUGGGCUCGUUCGCGGCGCCGCGCGUGUGGUGGAUGUUCCGCUUGUUCGGCCACCGCUCCGUGUCCGUGCUGGACGGCGGGAUGAAGAACUGGCUGUGUGAGCGGCACCCGGUCACCGACCUGCCGUCCGCACCGGAGCGCGCGCGCUUCACAGCCCACAAGAACGCGGCGUGGGUGAAGACGUACGAGGACGUCCUGCAGAACCUCACCGACCGGAAGUUCCAGCUGGUCGAUGGGAGAGUGGAGGGCUGCUUCCGGGGACUCGAACCCGAACCGCGCGAAGAUACGGAACCCGGCCACAUCCCCGGCAGCAUCAACAUGCCCUUUCCUUCCUUCAUGGACUCCUCAGGACUGCAGCGUCCGGUGGAGGAGUUGAUGGCAAUGUUCCAGGAUGCAGGCGUCGACCUUCAGAAACCCUUCUGGAUAACAUGCAGUUCAGGUGUCACAGCGUGCCACAUUGCACUCGCAGCGCACCUGUGCGGACACCCAGGUGUGUGCCUGUACGACGGCUCGUGGUCCGAGUGGUUCGCCAGGGCGGCGCCGGAGCACAUCAUCUCUGAGGGAAAAGGCAAACCGCGAGAGACAAAACAGUGAAGAUUUCAGCUUGGGUUGCACGGAUAUGAUGAAAGUGCACAGUGCUUUGUGCAUUGCUUUAACUAAUUAGCUCUUUGCUUCAUCAUGUUUUAAUUCACAUUAAUGACAGGAAGUGAAGUCGUAUAUAGAAGAAUCUAGAUCAGGGGUCUUCAGUCCUAUCCGCAAAGGGCCAGUGUGGCUGCAGGCUUUCAUUCCAACCAAGCAGGAGCUACACCUGAUUUCACUUGUUUAAUCAUUUCACCCUCAUCUCCAAUCAACAAUCAAGUGAGCCUCCAAUUUGGCUGUAAUGAAAGCCUGCAGCUACACCGGCCCUUUGCGGAUAGGAUUGAAGACCCCUGAUCUAGAUGAAGGACCCUUCAUAGGUCACAAACUGAGCACACUACGUACUGAAUGGUUUAAAAUACUACACCUGAGGAAACUGUAGCUUUGCUAAUCUGCUAAGAAUCUGUUGUUUUUGGUGUUAAUAAAAUUUACCUUAAAUGAGAAA